Galleria mellonella (greater wax moth) is the source of this 1124-nucleotide messenger RNA. Its product is annotated as juvenile hormone-binding protein. Bases 97 to 834 code for a protein of 245 amino acids. The record is from RefSeq and is a predicted model, not a curated record. Lineage: Eukaryota; Metazoa; Arthropoda; Insecta; Lepidoptera; Pyralidae. The transcript is spliced from 5 exons.
GAUUAUCAUGUUCAUAUAUAAAUUUGAGAGCCAUUUGUAAUAAACAGCAGAAUUGUUCUCAGUAUAUUGCCGUCAAUCACACAGGUGGAUACCACAAUGAUUACUUUAAAUAUCUUCCUUGUUUUAGUGAUAUAUCAAUGUGCCCUCUCGGAUGGGAGUAAACUCAACUUAUCGACAGAGCCUUGUGAUGUCAGUGAUAUAGAAUGCAUAAGCAAAGCAACUCAAGUUUUUUUGGAUAAUACAUAUCAAGGGAUACCAGAAUAUAAUAUAAAAAAACUAGACCCUAUUACUAUACCUUCUUUAGAAAAGUCUAUUGAAAAAAUAAAUUUGAAUGUUCGGUACAAUAAUUUAAAGGUAACCGGAUUUAAAAAUCAGAAGAUUUCACAUUUCACAUUAGUUAGAGAUACAAAGGCAGUAAAUUUCAAAACAAAAGUAAAUUUCACUGCAGAAGGAGAAUUAGUUAUUGAAUUGCCUAAGUCAUCAAAAACCUACACAGGAGAAGUCACAAUCGAAGCUAGCGCAGAAGGUGGAGCUGCUUAUAGUUAUAGCGUGAAGACUGAUGAUAAAGGGGUGGAGCAUUAUGAAGCUGGUCCAGAAACGAUUUCUUGCGAAAUAUUUGGUGAACCCACGCUUAGUGUGAGUUCUACCCUUGAAGAUGCCUUGAAACUUGAUUCAGAUUUUAAGAAAAUAUUCACGGAAUAUGGUAAACAACUAACGGAGGGUCGUAAACAAACAGCUUGCAGGAUAGUCGAAACAGUUUAUGCUGUGUCUGUACACAACAUCAGAGCAGCGGCAAGAAUAUUACCGAAGAGUGCAUACUUCAAAAAUGUUUAACCUGUGAUAUAUAAUAAUGAUAAGCAUUACUAUAUAAAAUUACUCCUUCAAUUUGUUCUCCUGUGUCCCCGAGUAACUUCCAAAAGAAGUCUUUAUUUUAUAUUUAUUCAUACUAUACUAUAUCAUAUACUGAAACAUUUAAACAAAAUAAUAUCUUUACUAAGAUUCUUGCAAUAUCUUAAUGUAAAUUAAGCGGGAAAAAACGUAGCUAAAAAUAUAUAGUAAUAUACAAAUAGCAGACACACUGUCAUUAUUAAAUCCAAAUACACUAUAAUCAUUAAAAUCAAAAA